Molecule: messenger RNA, 1659 nt
Organism: Penicillium malachiteum
Lineage: Eukaryota; Fungi; Ascomycota; Eurotiomycetes; Eurotiales; Aspergillaceae
Product: sugar porter family MFS transporter
Exons: 8
Coding region: 1-1659 (552 amino acids)
Biological process (GO): carbohydrate transport; transmembrane transport
Cellular component (GO): membrane
Molecular function (GO): carbohydrate:proton symporter activity
Source: RefSeq, a predicted model, not a curated record
AUGCCAGCCACAACGAGACGAGGUUCUAUCACCGCCUUGGGGGACGUGAUUGACUCUCCUACGGGUUUAAACGGACUGUUACAAAAUAAAAGAUGUUUGGCAUUGGCCCUCUUUGCUUCCCUUGGAGGUGUGCUCUAUGGAUACAAUCAGGGUGUGUUCAGUGAAGUUCAAGUCAUGUCUGACUUUGAGCAUCGCUUGCGUCUACAACUUCUCACCGGAAUUCUAGAGUUGGGAGCAAUGCUCGGGUCCUUAAUGAGUAGUCCACUCGCAGACAAAUACUCUAGAAAGCGUUCAAUUUCAGCCUGGUGCAUUGUAUUUGUCCUCGGCACUGCUCUUCAGGUCGGUGCAACCACCGAUGUUUCUUAUAUCUAUGCUGGACGUUGGUUUGCUGGUAUGGGCAUUGGUGGACUUUCCGUCGCUGUGCCCAUGUUCAACGCUGAGCUUGCACCCGCAUCCAUCGGAGGCACGCUAGUUGGUCUACAACAAGUAUCAAUUUGCUUCGGCAUCAUGGUGUCAUAUUGGAUAGGGUAUGGAACGAAUUACAUCGGAGGAACUACUUACCCACACCAAUCAACUGCCGCUUGGAGAAUCUCGCUUCCAAUCCAAAUAAUUCCUGCCUUCGUCCUCGGAAUCGGCGCAUGGUUCCUCCCUUACUCGCCUCGAUGGCUCAUGUUGGUUAGCAGGGAGGAAGAGUGUCUGGCUGUUUUGGCUCGUCUUCGAAAACAAGAUCCAUCGUCCCCGGCAGUUCAGUACGAAUAUUUGUCUCUCAAGGUUGAGCCUUAUGCAGACCGCGAGACUUCACGACUACGUUAUGGAACUGAGGAGAAAUCCUGGCGUACUGAAGCUCUUGAGUACAAGCGAAUCUUCACGACAAAGGUCCUUUUAUAUCGUGUUGGUCUUGGAGCGGGUGUUCAGGCAUUCGGUCAAUGGGCAGGAAUCAAUGCAAUCAUUUACUACGCUCCAACAAUUUUCGAAGAGGUCGGUCUCACGGGUGGAAGCGUCGACUUACUGGCUACUGGCCUCGUAGGCAUCCUGAUGUUCGUUUUCACGAUUCCGGGUGCGCUCAUGGUCGACAGAGUUGGUCGUAAGCCCAUGCAUUACUGGAGUUUGGCCAAUAUGGGUAUUGCCCACGCCAUUAUCGCUGCCAUCAUUGCCACAUACGGUAAUGAUUUUCCAGGACACAAAAAUGCAGGUAACGCCGCUAUCUUCUUUGUUUUCUGGAUCAUUGUCAAUUACGCAUUGCCAUAUGGACCUGUUGGUUGGAUUAUCACUGCCGAGUCCUCGUCUCUCGAUAUUCGUGCCAAGGGAGUCGCUAUCGGUUCUGCUGUAAACUGGAUUAUGAACUUUGCAGUUGCGCAGGUCACACCUGUCAAGAUUACAAAUAUCGGUUAUAAGGCUUUCAUUGUGUUCAUGUGUUUCUGUUUUGUGGGGUUGUUGUGGGUUUACUUCGUUUUGCCUGAAUUGAAGGGGUUGACUCUUGAGGAGAUUGAUGGUGUAUUUGCGGAUGAAGCUAGUGCGGAGGACCGCCACCGACGCGAUCGCAUUACGGAGGAGCUUGGAGUUCACCAAAUGGCUAACGUUGCUGCGGAUAUUGGAAUUAUUGAUGAGCACAAGGAUUCCUCGUGGAAUAAGCAGGAGGUUGAGAGAGUGGAAGGCUAG